Messenger RNA from Dovyalis caffra, 660 nucleotides. The record is from the annotation of a GenBank genome assembly. Lineage: Eukaryota; Viridiplantae; Streptophyta; Magnoliopsida; Malpighiales; Salicaceae.
AUGGAGAAGGAAGAGAGAAACCAGAGAUCUUCUUGCAAAGGUUUAGAGCCGGAGUUUUUCUUGCAGUGGGGAAAUAAAAAGAGGCUUAGAUGUGUUAGAGUUAGAGACCCUCAAAUCAUUUCACAGAGAUCUGAUGGUGUUUUUCGCAGGAAAAUCACUUCUAGGAUUGAUAGAUUUGUUGUAUCUUCUGCCACUACAGAGAAAGACACCUCUCUUUUUCAAUCAAAUCGCCUCACAAGGAAUUCUGAGGCAGCAAUACUUAGGUCCAGUGUGACUGAGAACAGGAAAUCUUCUUCGCCGGAGAAGGAGGACAGGUAUUACACUACAAGGGGGUCGGUGGUUCUGGAUGAGAAUGGUGGCAAGGUUUCAAUGGAUGGUAACAAUGGAGAGGAUAAAGGACAUGUCUGGCCAAAGCUAUAUGUUACUUUGUCAAGCAAAGAAAAAGAGGAAGAUUUUAUGGCUAUGAAAGGGUGUAAGCUUCCUCAAAGGCCUAAAAAGAGAGCCAAAGUUGUACAAAGAAGUUUACUUUUGGUUAGCCCUGGGGCAUGGUUGACUGAUAUGUGCCAAGAGAGGUAUGAAGUUAGAGAGAAGAAGAGUUCUAAGAAGCAGAGACCAAGAGGAUUGAAGGCCAUGGGGAGUAUGGAAAGUGAUUCAGAAUAA